Mus caroli (Ryukyu mouse) is the source of this 3332-nucleotide messenger RNA. Lineage: Eukaryota; Metazoa; Chordata; Mammalia; Rodentia; Muridae. The record is from RefSeq and is a predicted model, not a curated record.
GGGCUGACAGGGCCGCGGCUGUGGCUGGGAGGCCGCGGGGACGCGAGCGCGGCGCUCGCUGGGCGCUAAGCCGCCGCCGGCCUCCUCCGCUCCGCCAUGGCGGCGGUGCCUCGGGGGCGCGGGUAGGCCCGGCUCCCACUGCGCCUGCGCGGGCGGGGGUGGUGGCGGGAUAAUGGGGACGGAGGCCCGGGUUAGACUGGGGCUCCCGGCGCCGGGGAGGCCUCGGUUUCCGUCGCUGGACUAUGGGUCCGAGGCGGCCCUUUCCCGCUCUGGGGCUGCCGGGAGCAGAUGAGGGUUCCGGCCCUCUUCUCCCCGUUCCCCAGCCUGACCGCCCAGAGGCUUCCCGGCGUGUGUUUCUGAGGACAGGAGCUCUGGCUUUUUCGUGUGCCACACUUUGGGCGGGAGACACUAGUUUUUGUUGUGCAGUGACAGUUUCGAAAGUACUGGCUUGCCGCGCUUCAAGCCUUGCCCGCUCCCUUUCCGAGAGUAAAUUAAAGUCCUAGCUCGUUAUCUUGGGGAGUCCUUACAGAGUUUUCCACGUUGUGGUUUCGGCUCUCCAACUUGCCGGAAAAUGAUGGCUGUCGUAGGAUUUUUUGAGUGGGUAAGGGCCAUCCUGGCCAGGUUUGCGUCGGCUGCUGGUGCAAGUGGAGACACAUCUCCAAAUUGCCUACUUAACAGCUUUCCCCGUACGAUCUGGGCUUGUAUUUCUAAUCUGCUUUGGCGAACCAAGGCUAGCAGGGACUACCAGGUUCAGGGAAAACGGUCUGUUAUGUUCUGAACCCACACAUGUUUUCGGAAGGACCAGAUGGCUGACACUGGCUAAUGGGAACCAAAAGACAAGAGUGAAAGUAACCCGGUUGUCUCAUGCCCCAGCUUAGGGUGCUCCACCCUACCCUGAGGCCAGUGCCCUUUUUCUCUGGAGACUUCACCCUGCUGUGUCAAAAACUGCUACCACCUGGCUUAUCUGAGGUGGGGAAAGAUCAAGUGCAGACUGAGCUGUGGCCAACCGUUUGCAGACCAGGAAUCCACACUAGCUCUAAUGAGAGAGCUCUUGGUGUGCGGGAACUGCCAGUUUGCCGACGUGAAAGAGCCCCAGGCUGGGUAAUGGUGAGCCCUGAAGUCGCACCCCAGCUCUGCCACUGAGUGAGCACGGCAACAUCCCUAAUCCUGACCAGCCAUGGAGAGGUUCGGUUCUUACAAGGAAAAUGAGUGAAUGUGGGAAUGGCUCACCACAUUGGGAAAGCAAAACUCACAUCCUGCUGGUGCUUGGCUGAGGACUCUCAUGUCCACAUACAGAGAAAAGCAUGUGGCACAGUUUUAGGACAAAGGUAUGGCUUUGUGGAGUUUGAUGAUCUGCGUGAUGCAGACGAUGCUGUUUAUGAACUGAACGGCAAAGACCUGUGUGGAGAGCGAGUCAUUGUUGAGCACGCUCGAGGCCCGCGGCGGGAUGGCAGCUACGGCUCGGGACGCAGUGGAUAUGGUUAUCGAAGAAGUGGCCGAGAUAAAUACGGUCCUCCUACUCGCACAGAAUACAGACUUAUUGUGGAGAAUUUGUCAAGUCGAUGUAGCUGGCAAGACCUAAAGGAUUACAUGCGUCAGGCAGGAGAAGUGACGUAUGCAGAUGCUCACAAGGGACGCAAAAACGAAGGAGUGAUUGAAUUUGUGUCUUACUCUGAUAUGAAAAGAGCUUUGGAAAAGCUGGACGGAACUGAAGUCAACGGCAGAAAAAUCAGAUUAGUUGAAGACAAGCCAGGUUCUAGGCGGCGCCGGUCUUACUCCAGAAGCCGGAGUCACUCAAGGUCUCGCUCUCGAAGCAGACAUUCCCGGAAGAGCAGAAGCCGAAGUGGUAGCAGUAAAAGCAGCCAUUCAAAGAGCCGGUCUCGAUCCAGGUCAGGUUCCCACUCCCGCAGCAAGAGCCGCAGUCGCAGCCAGAGCCGCAGCCGCAGUAAGAAGGAGAAAAGCCGGAGCCCCAGCAAAGACAACAAGAGCCGCAGUCGCAGCCGCAGCCCUGACAAGAGCCACAGCAAGAGUAAAGACCAUGCCGAGGACAAGCUCCAAAACAACGACAGCGCCGGCAAAGCCAAGAGCCACAGCCCCAGCCGCCAUGACAGUAAAAGUCGGAGCAGGAGCCAGGAGAGGAGAGCAGAGGAGGAGAGGCGAAGGAGCGUGAGCAGGGCUCGUAGCCAGGAGAAGAGCCGCAGCCAAGAGAAGAGCCUUCUCAAGAGCCGCAGCCGCAGCCGGAGCAAGGUGGGCAGCCGCAGUCGCAGCCGCAGCAAGGACAAGCGGAAGGGAAGGAAGAGAAGCAGGGACGAAAGUCGAAGCCGCAGCCGCAGCAAGAGUGAGCGCAGCCGAAAACAUAGCAGCAAGCGGGACAGCAAAGUCAGUAGCAGCAGCAGCAGCAAGAAGAAGAAGGACACCGACCACUCCCGGUCACCAUCCCGCUCGGUGUCAAAGGAGCGAGAACAUGCCAAGGCUGAGUCUGGCCAGAGGGAAAGCCGGGCAGAGGGUGAGAGCGAGGCCCCCAAUCCAGAGCCCCGGGCCAGGUCAAGAUCCACCUCCAAAUCCAAACCCAAUGUCCCGGCAGAGUCGCGCUCCAGGUCAAAAUCGGCUUCAAAAACACGCUCUCGGUCCAAGUCUCCAUCCAGGUCUGCUUCCAGGUCGCCCUCCCGGUCUAGAUCCAGGUCCCACUCAAGGUCCUAACUGGCUAUGCCAGGCUGGAACUGCCGAGAAGUGUUUUGUACAUGUUGGUAGCCGUAGCACAAGAGUGAAGUAGAACACCCGUCACUGCUGUACAUUAACUCCCUAAAGGUGUGUCUCAGUCGUUCAAUCUCAGUGCUUCCUCGGUCAGCCUCCAGGCGCCAGGCCUUCCCGCUCUACUGAAAAGCAGCUCCUCAGACCUCCCCUUACUCACAGUAGGACACCCAGACGCCUUGCCUUUCAGGCCUGGCCACGGCUAUAGGGAGCUCGGCACCCAUACGGCUUCUCAGGCUGGAGUGAUGGCGUAGGUAGGUGUGGUGAGCUCAGCCGUUUGCCCUUGAAUCGAUGCCCUUUGAUGUGUGCCACGUAGUGAAAGUGCAAGUCUUCAGUCUCCCACCACUUCGGUUUCCUGUUUCUGGACUUACCAACGUUGUGACUAGCACAGUGGAGAGAAACAGAUCCCUGCAUAGCCCCUAGGAAGUAACGCUGUAGGAGCUCCACAGUCUGGUAUUGUGAUUAUAUUGUUUUAUAUUAAAAGGAAAGAGUUUUUUUAAUUUUAUUUUUCCCCGUCUUGCAAAGUAUAGUGACCCCUGUUUCCAUUAAAUUUGAAUAAAGACUAUUUUUGCUUGACAAAA